Molecule: messenger RNA, 1891 nt
Organism: Metopolophium dirhodum (rose-grain aphid)
Lineage: Eukaryota; Metazoa; Arthropoda; Insecta; Hemiptera; Aphididae
Product: homeobox protein rough-like
Exons: 3
Coding region: 66-644 (192 amino acids)
Biological process (GO): regulation of DNA-templated transcription
Molecular function (GO): DNA-binding transcription factor activity, RNA polymerase II-specific; DNA binding
Source: RefSeq, a predicted model, not a curated record
CUCACGUACGCGCGCACACUGCAGACAAAAUAUAAGGUAGGUACCACCGCCGCCGCCGCCUCGACAUGACCGAAUCCGGAGUGGCCGUCCGCCGGCCGCUGUCGCCCAGAAAGUUUUUCGCCAUGUUGUACGAGACGGACGCUGAUGUCGCCGCUGCCGCCGAAGACGUCCGUCGUCCACACCACGGCCGCGCCGGCGAUGUCCCACUACAUCAGUGGUACGGACUAAGGCGGCCGUCCGUCCCGGUGCAGCUCGCGGCGGCCGCCGCCUCGGAAACGUCACUGCAGCAGCACACCGUCGUCGUCGUCCGGCCGACCGCCGCGUACGUCGAACACACGUUCGCCGCCGGCUUGACCGCUUUUCUCGAGAGGAGGCGACGGAAAGAAGGCCGGGCGCCCCGGCGGCAGAGGACCACGUUCAGUCCGGAGCAGACACUGAGCCUGGAAAUGGAGUACAGGAACAACGAGUACGUGUCACGGAACAGGAGAUCGGAAUUGGCCAACGCGUUGGAUUUAUCCGAAACGCAGGUGAAGAUUUGGUUUCAAAAUCGCAGGGCCAAGGACAAGAGGCUGGAAAAGACCCAUUACGACCAGCAGAUCAGGCAGAUGUUCCAGCAAAACGGAUUCAUUUUGCCAAAGAUUUAACGGUGGGUCAAGCGUGGUCGACGAUAACGAUAUAAUACAAUAAACCUACCUCGGAAUAAUAUUGUCACCAUAUCGCUGUUAAACCGUGCUGUACAUAUAUGAUAUAUAUAUAUAUAAAUUAUAUAAAUAUAUUAUAUUGUAUCCGGCCGACGAAGAUGGCGCCGAAAUCUCGCAAGACGAAAAGGGCGGAAUCCGUGAAAUAAGAUAGACGUAUUAUAUUACAUAUAUUAUUAUUAUUAUUAUUAUAUAUUAUAUUAUGCCGAGACGUCGUUGUCAUCCAUCUAUUUGAUCGUGCGAAAAGCAACGAAUUUCUCAAAUGUCUAAUAUUAUUAUUAUUAUUAUUAUUAUUAUUAUUAUUAUUAUUGUUUACGAGAGAUCUCUCCUCACGCCGUUUAUGACUAUUUUAUUUUAUUAUAUAGGUAUUGUAAUAAUAUUAUGUAUAGGUAUGAAGAGUGAAAAUAUUACGUAUGUUUAGGGUCUUACUAGGUAUUCGAAACUAAAUAUUAUAUUUCGUAAACACACGGGACGUUGCAAACGGUCGAUUUAAAUGCUUGUCGUUUUGGCCGCGUUGACUGUACGCUAUAAUAAUAUAUUAUAAAGCAUGUUAUUCACGCGUAUAAACUGUGUAGUUACAUUAUAUCAUUACUAUUAUACAUAAUUUAUGUGUAUAUAAAUUCCAUUAUACAUAUUAUAGUAUUAUACUCUCGAUUGUGUCACGUAUGAUGAGGUGUAAUAGCGUAAUAUAUACCGACUAUGGAUAAUUAUUAAUUAAUACCCAUCACAUGUUCACCUAUAUAUACUAUCUAGUCGUACGAUAUUGUUUUGUCUUUUUAAGCUACCGAUGCAGUGUAUGUAUAAUAUAAUAAACCACUCGAAUAAAUCAAAUUAAGCCUAUAUAGUUUUUAACACCACCCACGUACCCAUCAUCAUAUAGGUAUAUUAUCAUUGUGAAAUGUUGACACGUGCGAUCGUAUAAAGAUAUAAGUGGUGACGACUCAUUGGCGCACAUAAUAGUCGUUGAUGUGAGGGGCUGUUUAUUAGCAACCCCGGCCGAAGUCUCAAUAUGUAGAAACGGGAUGGGUAAUGUGGGCAACUGUCAUAGGGUAAAAUUGUUACCUCUUAUUACAUUAUAAUAUAUAUUAAUAUUAUGAUCGCAUUGUAUAUUAUAAAAUAUGUAGAUAAAAUUAUUGACAACUAUAUACCGCAUAUUUCUUUCUUAGUAUAUAAUAUACUUGUUAUAAAUUAUG